Geosmithia morbida is the source of this 828-nucleotide messenger RNA. RefSeq lists its product as uncharacterized. Lineage: Eukaryota; Fungi; Ascomycota; Sordariomycetes; Hypocreales; Bionectriaceae. The record is from RefSeq and is a predicted model, not a curated record. The transcript has a single exon. Bases 1 to 828 code for a protein of 275 amino acids.
AUGCGUCUCGACACAGCAGUAGCCCUCAUGGGCGUCGGUGCGAUGGCCCAGUUCCCCGGCUUCCCCGGAGGCAGCGAAAUCCUCCCCAGCGUUCCCGGUCUUGGUGUUCCUACCAGCGGAGUCCCCCCUGCCCCCCCUGACAACCCCUUCGGAGUCAGCGGCGGCGGCAGCUUCGACGACAACAAGGACAAGCGCUGGGAAGUCCCCAGUGCCCCUCCUGGCUUCCCCGGCGGCGGCGGCGGCGGCGUCCCCAACGUCCCUCCUGGCUUCCCCGGAGGCGGAGGCGGAGGCGGAGGCGGUGGCGUCCCCAGCAUCCCCGGUGUCCCUGCCAACGGAAACCCCGCCGUCCCUAACAGCCCCCCCGGAGCUGGCGGCGGCGGCGGCAGCUCCGACGACGACGACGACAAGGAUAAGCGCUGGGAAGUUCCCAGUGCCCCUCCUGGCUUCCCCGGCGGCGGCGGCGGCGGCGGCGUUCCCAGCGUCCCUCCUGGCUUCCCGGGAGGCGGUGGCGGCGGCAUCCCCACCAGCCUGCCCCCGGGUUUCCCCAACGUUCCUCCCGGAGCCUUCCCCACCGGCAGCUCUGGCACUACCAAGCCUACCAAGGCUCCUGGCCACGGUGACUCGGACGACGACGACGACGACAAGAAGAAGAAGGAGGACAAGCGUCACGACCACGGCCCCUCGGGCCUGACUCCCACUCCCACCCCUUCGCCUACGCUUGGACCUACGCCCAGCGUGCUGCCGCCGACUGUACCUGUUUCUGGGUCUUCCAAGGCCUUGCCUGCCUUGGGACUAAGCCUCGUGGCUGCUCUGGUCUUCUUCCUAUAA